Molecule: messenger RNA, 2397 nt
Organism: Scatophagus argus
Lineage: Eukaryota; Metazoa; Chordata; Actinopteri; Scatophagidae
Product: receptor-interacting serine/threonine-protein kinase 3-like
Exons: 13
Coding region: 782-2173 (463 amino acids)
Biological process (GO): innate immune response; signal transduction; inflammatory response
Cellular component (GO): cytoplasm
Molecular function (GO): JUN kinase kinase kinase activity; ATP binding
Source: RefSeq, a predicted model, not a curated record
CUUUUUUCAUAACAUGUUUUCACCUUCACUUUUAUUUCACAAAGUAACACUGUGUGUUGUGUACAGGGUUGUGUCUCAAUGAUGAGCACGUCUGCUGUUGUAAAUAUUCAGAUGUUAUGAUGGAAGGAUAUUGCAAAAAAUUCGAGUUGGAGGAGAGGAAGGGUGUGGAUGACGAUGUGGAAAACUGAAGUCAGCCUGUCACUUCCUCAUUUUGACAGAAGAAACUGGAACUGGACUUGUGAAUUCAAAUGAGUUUAUUCGCAACAAAACUGGACAUACCACAACGCUAUGAUAUUAAUACCCCAUUGUCACCAACCCUUUAUUGUUAGACUUCUUAUUAACCUUUCCAUGUUUUUCUGCUUUUCAUACCUUUCUGCCAAAAAACCCCACCAUCCUCUGCACUUUCCAGAGUCCUUUGUUUAUAUCACAGUUAGUCCCAUACUUUCCAAGUGUCUGAACCUUAACUGCUCCCUGUUAUAAAACACAUUCAGCAUGAGAGAUUUUCACCACACUGCAGGUCGAGGCAGUUGAGAACACUGACAUGACCAGCAUCUGACCACGGCUGUUUCAUUGCUGUGAGCAGAAACCAGAGUCAGAUGGUUCAAACAGGCCAUUGGUCUCUUCAGGCUAAACUCCUCCCCUCGGCUGCAGCUUCGGCCUGAUCCGAGAGCGGUGAACCAAAUCUGCAGCUCGUAUCGCCUUCUUCUCAUCAGCUUUGCUCCUGAAUCUUUAUGUGAAAAGACGAGGGAGUACAUGUUAUACUACCGGAGUUCAGCAGGAGAUGGCGUUGCUGAGCAACAAGACUGAGCCAGUUGGUGAUGAAAGCUUGGACAAAUGGGAGUAUGUCGGCUCUGGGGGAUUUGGCCAUGUCUAUAAGGCCAAGCACAGAAAAUGGAGAUUCGAUGUGGCCAUUAAGAUACCUCACAAUGGUGCUUGCCCGUUCGUGCCCGAUGAGAAAGCACUUAGCGAGGCUUAUCAUAUGGAAAAGGCUUCCUGUGAGUUUGUGCUAAGGGUUUAUGGGAAAUAUCAGGGAUGUCCACUGGGAGGAACACACAUGCAGCAGGGGAUAGUGAUGGAGUUCAUGGAAAGAGGAUCUGUUCAGGCCCUGCUGAAUGACCUGUCCGGCCCCCCACCAUGGCCCCUGGCCUUUCGCUGGGCCAAUCAAGUGGCUCUGGGCAUGAACUUCCUCCAUUCAAAGGACCUUAUGCACCAAGACCUAAAGCCAAGUAACGUACUGUUGAAUGACGACUUUAACGCCAAGAUAGCAGACUUUGGUCUAUCCAGGGUUUCCACCAGUGUUUUGAACUGCAGCGGAGAAGGGGCCGGAGAAGAGCAGCCUGGAGGCUCAUACAAGUACAUGCCUCCUGAGGCUUUUGAGGCAUCCUAUGAGCCUGUCCGUGCUUUUGACAGAUACAGCUAUGGUAUCCUGCUCUGGUCCAUUGUUACUGGUAAAGAGCCCUAUGAAAUGGCUGAUUACAAUCUUGUGGUGCUGAGGAUCCCCAUGGGGGACAGACCAUCCUGUGAGAAAAUUGACCAGAUGAAGGUAGAAGGAUUGAAAGAGCUGGUUGACCUCAUGCAAAGGUGCUGGACAAAGAAUCCCUCCAUGAGACCCACCUUUCAAUACUGCAUUGAAGUAACCGAGAAAGUAUUCUUAAAGCACAAGAAGGGAAUUCAUGAUGCAAUCCGGGAAGUCUUGACAAGACUGGAGUCACCACCCAGUAAUCAACAUUCAAAAACAAGUGUGGCUUCCACUUUUCCUCUUCAGACACCAGGUGCUUUGCCCAAUCCUGUCUGUGGGUCAGAACAGUCAGAGUCAAUUGAUAUGGAUUAUGCUAGAAGUGUUUCAAAAACUGCAAGUUCCUCAGUACAGGACCCCGCCAGUGUUUGUACUGCAAAACUGAGUGUCACAGAUAAAUCAAGGUUUGUCGAUGACAACAUGGCAGAGUUAAUUCAACAAGUUUCUGAGGUGAUGGCGAUAGUCGAGGAGCUUGGACACAUGGUGCACGGAGAGACCUACUCAGUGAUUGAAGCUAAAGAGACAAGCCAGGCCAAAAUGAGAGCACUUUAUCAGAGGACUUUUCGUUCAGGAGGGGUGAAGGUCAAAGCAGCUUUUUACGACGCCCUCAGAAGACAUCAUCCUGAACUAGUCGAGAGGCUCGGCGGUGAUUUCUAAAGUGAUUGUGGCCUUCCUGCAAUUUAUGGACAAAGUGGCAUAGACUUUUCCUGCCUCUCCUCCUACACUUUGAUCUUUCUUGAAAAAUGUUUAUAUUUUAUUCAUUUGCAUAUAUGUAAUUUGUUAAGACUUUACUACAAUAUCCUUUUUUUUUUACAAGUCCUGAUGAACACAAUAAGCUUUUUGUAUAUUUUUAAAUAAACAAAUUUCCAGAAAGAAAGAAA